AUGGCGCCAAUUCCUCAUAAAUCGCACUUGUCAGAGAUCUAUGCCGAUGCCACACCCCAGUUCUCGCGGUACCGCAACUUGUUGACCAAGUUUGCCGAGCAGUAUGGGGGAAAUCGUGCACCUGAUUUGCUGUUGAGAAGUCCGGGAAGAGUCAACAUCAUUGGUGACCAUAUCGAUUAUUCGUACUUUUCAGUUCUGCCAAUGGCUGUAGAGGCCGAUAUGGUCAUGGCAAUUGCUUUGGACAAAGACUCGCAAUCCAUCGAAGUGUCGAAUGUGGAUUCUGUCAACUUUCCUUCUGAAACUGUCCCCAUCAGUAAAGACCUGCUUCAGAUCGAUGCUACCAAAUCCGACUGGGUCAACUACUUCAGAUGCGGUUUCCGAGUCGCUCAAGAGUACUUGAAAUCAAAAGAUAUUGCUGUCGAUUCUUGUCUUACUGGUAUGAAAGUUCUUAUUGACGGAAAUGUUCCUACUGGUAGCGGUCUUAGUAGUUCAGCUGCAUUUGUUGUAUGUGCUACUCUGGCUGUUCUUCAGGCUAAUGAUUAUAAAGACAUUUCCAAGACUCUGUUGACUCAACUGUCGAUUCGCUGUGAACAGCAUGUGGGUGUGAAUUCUGGAGGUAUGGAUCAGUCGGCUAGUAUUUUUGGACUCAAGAACCACGCUCUGUUUGUGUCGUUUGUUCCUGAAUUGAAGGUCAAGGAAUUCGCAUUCCCCGAAACCAAUCCCAAAUUGGCUUUUGUCAUUGCCAAUUCCUUGAUCACUGCUAAUAAACAUGAGACUGGUCCUGUUAAUUAUAACCUGCGAGUAGUCGAGGUGACUUUGGCAGCCAACAUUCUCGCCAAACGACUGGGCUUGACUAUUCCCAAGGACGGUAACUUGCAACAAGGAACUCUUCGUGGUGUUCUUGAGAAGUAUUUCGAAAAACAAGAUCCCUCAGCACCUGCUUAUGGUGUCGAUGUUGAAGAUUCUCGUAAGAAACUGUCGAAACUUUCUGAGAUUGUUGAUCAGUACUUUGGAGACAAGAAAGAUGGUCACACCACUGAAGAAGUUGCUGAGGAGCUCGGUCUGACUGUUGACGAGCUGAAGAGAAUUUAUAUGACUACAUACCCUGUCAGAUACGAGAAACUACAACUUUACAAGCGUUCUCUGCACGUCUAUGAGGAGUCUAAACGUGUAUUGGACUUCCUAUCUGUUCUGGAAUCGUCUACUAUCAAGGAAAAGCUUCCAGAACUAGGUCGUCUCAUGAACGAGAGUCACUACUCGGCCAUCCACAACUUCCAGAACUCGUGUCCCGAGCUCGACGACAUUUGCAACAUAGCUCUCGCCAACGGCUCCUCAGGCUCGCGAGUCACUGGAGCAGGGUUCGGCGGCUCCUCAGUCCACCUCGUUGCUGCCGACAAGGCUCCUACUCUUAUCAAAGCUCUCACCGAGCAGUACUACAACAAACGAUUCCCGAACCUCACCGAAGCCGAGCUCGCUGAAGCCAUCCUCAUCUCCGAGCCCGGCAACGGCACCACGCUCAUCGAACCGGGUCUCUGCCUGGACUAA
Messenger RNA from Sugiyamaella lignohabitans, 1545 nucleotides. RefSeq names its product transcriptional regulator GAL3 (gene GAL3). The record is from RefSeq and is a predicted model, not a curated record. NCBI's taxonomy places the organism in Eukaryota, Fungi, Ascomycota, Dipodascomycetes, Dipodascales, Trichomonascaceae. Gene Ontology annotation, cellular component: cytosol; cytoplasm. Gene Ontology annotation, molecular function: ATP binding; galactokinase activity. The coding region runs from base 1 to 1545 and encodes 514 amino acids. Gene Ontology annotation, biological process: galactose metabolic process; carbohydrate phosphorylation. The transcript has a single exon.